ACGAAGAACCGGCCGAUUUUCGUCAGUGGAAUCGAUUCGAACAGCAGCGAGGGCCCAUUCAAGUGUGUCUUUUCCCCAAGGGAAUUCACCUGUCGAAAUGAAACGUUGCUCCAUCCUCUGUUCUUUCACAUUUGCAUUACUGACUUCCGUCUCAGCUUGGCCGUUUUGGCGUCGAGACGUUCUAGAUAAUGCGGUUGACAGUCCUGACGGUGUGAUCGCUCAUCUGCAACACUUUGGCGAGAUGCUGUAUCGCAAUCCGGACAAUGAAACCGGUGCCGUUGUGGCGAACUGGCACGAGGGCUGGGACCGCAACCCGGAAGAAUUGGGCAACUACGCGGAGGGUGAUAUCCUGUUUCCGCCUCAACUCGAGAAGAAUGGCUUGAAAGCAGAAGCUGCGCGAUGGCCCGGCGGUGUAGUACCAUAUAUGAUCAGUCCUUAUUUCAAUACGGAGCAGAAGAACUUGAUUUACGAAGCGAUGAACGAUUACCACAAGUACACGUGCGUUAAAUUCAAACCGUAUACCGGCGAGGAGAAUGAUUACAUCAGACUCACGGCUGGUAAUAGCGGUUGUUGGAGCAGCGUGGGAAGAGUUGGUGGUCGACAAGAUGUGAAUCUUCAGGUUCCAGGGUGUUUAGUGAAGAAAGGUACGGUGAUACACGAAUUGAUGCACGCCAUUGGAUUCCUGCACGAGCAAAGCAGAUUUGAGAGAGACGAGUACGUCACGAUCCAGUGGUAUAACAUUUUGAACAACCAUGUUGGAAAUUUUGAGAAGGCUUCGAGGGAAACCACCGACGCGUUCGGGGUCGGAUAUGAUUAUGGCAGCGUAAUGCAUUACUCCGCAAACGCGUUUUCCAAGAACGGACGUCCCACCAUAAUGCCAAAAAGUGUGACGAAGGUUCAACUGGGUCAGAGAGAGGGAUUCAGCAAGAGGGACAUACAGAAGAUCCGAAAAAUGUACAAAUGCAACAAACGCAGACGGAGCAGCUAUUGAUUGCCAGAAAUGUGGUCGAUCAAGCCUUGAAGCUUUUUCGCGGGGGUUUUUAUCGAACCGUAAGCGUAAAGAGAAUCUAGUCCUUUACAAUGAAGUAUAUAUUUCGUUGCUUUUAAACGACGAUUCAGCUUUGGUUUGACCAAGGUUGAUAAAAACAGAAAGUAGAAAGUAAAUCGCUAUCGACGAAGCAUUGUGUAUUCGGAAAAGAGCUUUUUUAUCUAUAUGUGUGUUUGUGUGUGUGUGUAUAAGAAAAUAUUUGUAUUUAUGAGCAACAGUAAAUAAA
Molecule: messenger RNA, 1274 nt
Organism: Frieseomelitta varia
Lineage: Eukaryota; Metazoa; Arthropoda; Insecta; Hymenoptera; Apidae
Product: zinc metalloproteinase nas-13-like
Exons: 4
Coding region: 98-991 (297 amino acids)
Biological process (GO): proteolysis
Molecular function (GO): zinc ion binding; metalloendopeptidase activity
Source: RefSeq, a predicted model, not a curated record